This is a messenger RNA of Heterostelium album PN500, 888 nucleotides long. RefSeq names its product SDR family oxidoreductase. The record is from RefSeq and is a predicted model, not a curated record. NCBI's taxonomy places the organism in Eukaryota, Evosea, Eumycetozoa, Acytosteliales, Acytosteliaceae. Bases 1 to 888 code for a protein of 295 amino acids. The transcript is spliced from 3 exons.
AUGGAACCAAUCGUUAAUGAAAAAGUAUGGAUUAUCACUGGAGCUACUACAGGUUUCGGUUUCAUCUUGGUUGAAAAGUUACUCACUCUCGGUCACAAAGUAACUGCCACCACCAGAAACAAAGAUAAGCUCAACCAAAAGGUCACCGAACAAUUCAAGGAGAAGCCAGAGGUCUUACAAAGAUUCUUGGCUUGUCAAGUCGAUCUCUCAGAUCUCAAGUCAAUCGAAGCUUGUAUUACCCAAACCGUCGAGAAGUUUGGUCGUCUCGAUAAUCUCGUCAAUAACGCCGGUUACUUCACCUUUGGUUUGGUAGAAGAAAUCUCCGACAAGGAGUUCAGAGAGAACUUAGAGGUAAACUUUUUCGGUCCAGUCAAUUUCGCCAAGUUGGCUUUGCCACACCUCAGAGAGUCAGCCAAGACCAACACCACUGGUCCAAGAAUCCUCAACAUUUCUUCUAUGUUGGGUAUUUGGGGUGAACUUCCAGGUUUUGUUUCCUAUGUUUCCAGUAAGUUUGCACUCGAUGGUUUCUCUGAAGUCUUACAUGGUGAACUCAAACCAUUGAACAUUCACGUUACCAGUGUCAAGCCAGGUGGUUUCAAGACUGAAAUUCUCAUGGCUGAACCAAAUAUUUCUGCUUUCCACCCACAUCCAAGUGGUGCCUAUCCAAAUAUCAACGAGGAGUACUGCAGAGGUUUGAUGGUUUCAUUGCAAAAGGGUGAUCCAUCGAAGCUCUGUGAUAUCUUGAUCAAUCAAUGCAAUCUUCCAAACCCACCAUUACAUUUGAUGAUUGGAGCUGAUGCCUAUGACAUCGCAAACAAGAAGAUGAAGAGAGUUGCCGAUGAAAUGGAGCAAUUCCGUGCUGAAGCUACUGCUACCGAUCUUGCUUAA